Messenger RNA from Hipposideros armiger (great roundleaf bat), 2238 nucleotides. It is a transcript of the gene CDKN2C, whose product is annotated as cyclin dependent kinase inhibitor 2C. NCBI's taxonomy places the organism in Eukaryota, Metazoa, Chordata, Mammalia, Chiroptera, Hipposideridae. Gene Ontology annotation, molecular function: cyclin-dependent protein serine/threonine kinase inhibitor activity; protein kinase binding. Gene Ontology annotation, biological process: regulation of G1/S transition of mitotic cell cycle; negative regulation of cell population proliferation; regulation of cyclin-dependent protein serine/threonine kinase activity. Gene Ontology annotation, cellular component: cytoplasm; nucleus. The coding region runs from base 1235 to 1741 and encodes 168 amino acids. The transcript has 3 exons. The record is from RefSeq and is a predicted model, not a curated record.
UGCAGCGCUGCAACUCCGCCGAGCCUCCUUAAAACUCUGCCGUUAAAAUGGGGGCGGGUUUUUCAACUCAAAAAGCGCUCAAUUUUUUUCUUUUCAAAAAAAGCUGAUGAGGUCGGAAAAGGGAGAAGGAACCGGCACCGUCUCUGCAGCAGCAACAGAAGCAGCAAUUGUUUGACCGAAAAAAGAAGCAAAGGAGGGAGGGAAGGAAAAGAGCAGAAAAGGGGACAGCGCUCAAGUGUCUAUAGGGGUGAAAGGUGCGGGGACCAGCGAUUUGGGGGAACCAGCUACAAAAGAAACUGUCACUGGGAGUGCUGCGGCUCGGAAGGAAGCAUUGCUAUUCACCUCGGCUCCAGGGCACAGCUGGCUGGUGGCCGCUGCCCUGUCGGCGGCAAAGGCUGGGGGCACAGGCCUGGGGACCGCAAGAAGUUGGCGAAGUGGCACCGGGCGCUGCAGCUGCUGGGCUCUUGCCGAGAGGGGCUGUGGGACUGGCUGCGCCCUGGGACUGUGGUGACUCCCCAUACUCAACUUGGCCUGCGCUCCCCCAGGACCGUCCUGAUCUCCGGAGACCCUCAGAAAACCGGGAAAGGAAGGAAAAGACGGCGGCGGCAGUUCAAUGAGCGUCUGCAGUAGGAAGUCUGAACUUGCUCGGUCGUAGGCGGGAAGUUACCGGUGGGCUGCCCCGUGCAGCCGCGAUGCUGCCGCGUGCUGCCCCAGCAGCCCUGGCCACAUAGACGCUUCCCGCAUCGCUCUCCCUUUCCUCACGCUGCUGAGUCCCGGGACCCGGUAGGGCCGGCAUGACCCGCUUGCCCGGGGCCCGCCGCGCGCCCGGCCGUCUCCGAGGACGCGCGCCGAGCCUGGCUCCCACGGCCUCUGAGGCUCGGCGGGGCUGCGACAGCCCAGCGGGCGAGCUCCGGAGCCUUCCCGCGCGGCGUUAGUCCGCUGCUCGGCCGGGACGCCAAGAAAGGCUCCUCCCAAGAAGCCGAGGCCACUGAGGAGUCGUUAAGACCUGUAACUUGAGGGCCACGGAACUGCUACUCCCGUUUGCUUUGGGCGAUCAUCUUUAACCCCCCGGAGUACGUCAGCAUCCAGCCACAGCUGCGCUCUCCCUGCAGCGGAGGACUCAGGACUACCCCUUCGGGCGUGACGGAUGGAGACCGAGCCUCUCGGAGGACCUGCCCCUACACUUCUGGCUCGCGCCGCUCAAGUCGCCACCGUGAACAAGGGACCCUAAAGAAUGGCCGAACCUUGGGGGAACGAGUUGGCGUCCGCAGCUGCCAGGGGGGACCUAGAGCAACUUACUAGUUUGUUGCAAAAUAAUGUAAACGUCAAUGCACAAAAUGGAUUUGGAAGGACUGCGCUGCAGGUUAUGAAACUUGGAAAUCCCGAGAUUGCCAGGAGACUACUACUUAGAGGGGCUAAUCCCAAUUUGAAAGACGGAACUGGUUUCGCUGUCAUUCACGAUGCAGCCAGAGCAGGUUUCCUGGACACUUUACAGACUUUGCUGGAGUUUCAAGCUGAUGUCAACAUCGAGGAUAAUGAAGGGAACCUGCCCUUGCACUUGGCUGCCAAAGAAGGCCACCUCCCGGUGGUGGAGUUCCUGGUGAAGUACACCGCCAGCAAAGUGGGGCAUCGGAACCAUAAGGGGGACACCGCCUGCGACUUGGCCAGACUCUACGGGAGGAACGAGGUUGUUAGCCUGAUGGAGGGAAGCCGGGCGGAGGGAGCUGAGAAUCAGCAAUGAAUGUGGGGAGGGCUCUCCCACACUGCCUUGUAUUUUGUCAGUUCAAUGGUUGGCUGUACGAUUUUAAUAUCGUUUGUUAAAAUUCAGUUUUGUCAUAUUUUAAGCAGCUAGUUGAAUCUUCUGAAACUGCUAAGCGGAAAUCUUACUACAGGCUUACAAAUAUAUUUAAGCAACAUCUUUUUCACCUGCAAAAUCCUGAGUUCUAACAUGUAAUUGCAAAUAGCUUUGACUGUCUUCUGAAUAUUUUAUCUUUCCUUGACAUUUUCCUUGCUUCUUCCUUUGCCAGUCUCAAUACCUAACUUGGAGAGUUUGUUUUAAAAAUGGUUGGUUUGGGCUGGCCGAGUGGCGCGAUGGUUGGGGGCUGGCUUGGGAUGCCAGAGGGCCCCGGUUCGGAUCCCACAUAUGAGGCCCAGUGACACUGCCCUCCAAAAAAAAAAAUGGUUGGUUUGUCCUGAUGCUUCUCUUGCCUCAUUAAAACACUUUUUUUCAAAACAGGA